Messenger RNA from Teleopsis dalmanni, 8087 nucleotides. RefSeq names its product probable chitinase 10. Gene Ontology annotation, cellular component: extracellular region. The coding region runs from base 564 to 7895 and encodes 2443 amino acids. The record is from RefSeq and is a predicted model, not a curated record. Lineage: Eukaryota; Metazoa; Arthropoda; Insecta; Diptera; Diopsidae. Gene Ontology annotation, biological process: carbohydrate metabolic process; chitin catabolic process. Gene Ontology annotation, molecular function: chitin binding; chitinase activity. The transcript has 8 exons.
GCAUGGACGUCGGUCUAUAGCGGGGACUUUGCGAAUUCCAAUAUAAUUUGUUCGUCUUCCCACUUUGUCAUUUUAUUCAAUUGAACUCAAUAGUAGCGCGCGCGUGUGUGUGUGAGUGAAAUAGUAAUACCUGAAGAAGAGACAUACGAAGUACUUGUCACAAAGUAAUUUGGGCUUGUGUUAAACAAAAAGUUGAUGCCGUCUUGAAUAUUAAUUUCUGAAAGUGCUGCAUUUAACUGAAAUUUAAAUAAAUUUAAUUUUAAUAUUUCACUGGCAAAUUGUGUCUCAAGUGAAAGAACAAAAGAACCAGCACAGCGCCGUUCAAAAUAAAAAUAAAAACAUAAAAAUUUAUAGACUUCUCAAAAGUGACUACAAUGCGUGUCUAGCAUAGUAAUGGAUGAAGUUCAAUAAUUGCGGUUUAAAGUUUUUUUUUUUUAAACAAAAAGAAAUUAUUUUUCCAGUUUUCUACAUCCAGCAGUGAUUCAGGAACACUGUUUAAUACUUUCCAACGAAGAACCGAUAUACAAAGGAAAAUAGAACGGAAAUAAACCAAACGAUUUAAAAUGGGCACAAUGGGUGUCAUAUCAGCACCUUUACUACUGCUGCUGGUCACUAGUGUAUUUGCACACAUACGCAUUGAAGCACCAGAGGUACACUUUGCUCCAAAACAGAAUCCGAGCUUUGUGCGUUCUGCGGUGGAAAGCAUGCCUACAGAUGCCGAUGGUAUGGAAACAUUAAGCCGUUUUAGCAUCCGACCAUCUUUUGGUGAGGUAUUUCUGCCUUUGCGCAGCGCUGUGGAAAGCGUGCCAACUAUUAAUUUGCGCACAGUUGCAUCAUUACAUGAGUCUUCUCCAUUACGUACCUUCGUGCGAGACUCAGUGGAAGCAGCUCCUGUUGAUGAUAGCUACGCAGAUGAGGAUGACUUCGAGGUAGCAGUAAUACGUACUGCACUUAACGAUGAUUCAAAGCCAGAAAAACUAGUGCAGAAAUUGGAUACUGAAAACCUAAAAGAACCAGAUCCAUGGACUGUUUCAGAUAAAUAUGCUGCUUUUGUGCAACCAAGCAAAGACGAUGACUAUUUACCCCAACCAUUUCGUUCAGAUUCGCCAUAUCAACAACUUGUGAAAUCAAUAGAUGUCGAACAAUUAGAACUCAUAGAAGACGUAGAACGUGUGAAAGAGCAACUAGCUUAUGGAGCACUCGCAAAUACAGAAUAUAGACAAGAAAUCGAGCUUCCGUAUGGUGCUCUAGCUAAUCUAAAAUCAGCCAAACCUAACAACAAGCCAGCAAAGAAAAAUUUCAACAGUUCACCACAAGUAAUCUGCUAUCUAACAAACUGGGCAUUUUAUCGUAAGGCUGAUGGGAAAUUUGUGCCUGAGCAGUUAAGCUCCAAACUCUGCACAACUGUUGUUUACUCAUUUGCAUCGCUGGAUCCAGAUCAUUUAAACAUUAAAGAAUUUGACCCGUGGGUUGAUGUUGAUAAUCAAUACUACAAACGCACAGUAGAAACUGGUUUGCCGGUACUAAUUGCACUUGGUGGUUGGACAGAUUCAACGGGUGACAAAUAUUCUCGUUUGGCUAGCAAUGAAAUCAAACGUAAAGUAUUUGCUUCAAAUUUGGUUGGAUUCAUAAAACGGCAUGGUUUUUCGGGCUUGCAUUUAGAUUGGAAUUAUCCUAAAUGCUGGCAGAGUGAUUGCUCUAGGGGACCUGCCAGUGAUAAACCUAACUUUACGAAAUUAUUACGUGAAAUUCGUUCAGAGUUUGAUCGUGUGGACAAGAAACUGCAACUAGGAGUUGCAAUAUCUGGUUACAAAGAAAUUAUUAAUGAAGCCUAUGAGUUCCCUGAAAUAUCACAAGUUGUAGACUUUAUGACAGUCAUGACAUAUGAUUAUCAUGGUGCCUGGGAGCGUCAAACUGGUCAUGUCAGUCCUUUGUAUGGUCGUAAGGGAGAUAAAUAUCCACAAUAUAACACGGAUUUCACAAUGCAGCUAUUGCUCAAACUGGGUGCCAAGAAAGAGAAAAUAAUAAUGGGUAUACCAUUUUACGGACAAACAUUUACAUUAGAACGUCAGAGCUCAUCAUUAGUAGGCGAAGGAGUAGCAACAUCUGGACCCGGCGAAGCUGGUGAAUUUACAAAACAACCAGGUAUGUUGGCAUACUACGAAAUAUGCCAACGCAUACGCAAACAUAAAUGGCUGACUGGUCGUGACUCAGAACACAAGUCUGGUCCUUACGCUAUGCUACGAAAUCAGUGGGUUGGCUAUGAAGACCCAGCAUCAGUGGAAGCCAAAGCACGUUAUGCUGUAAAUAGUGGUUUUGCUGGCGUUGCUGCGUGGACAGUCGAUUUGGAUGAUUUCCAGAACCGUUGCUGUAGUGAAGCAUAUCCGCUUCUAAAUGCUAUCAAUCGCGCUUUAGGACGCACAGCAACACCACCACCCACACGUGUAAACUGUGAUCGACCAACGCAACCAGUGACACCAGUACCGCCAGUUAUGACAACAGUUAGCAGUGACGGAUCAGCAAGCGGAGGUCACGAACAUCAUACGACUGCUCGACCUAGUUGGGAGAUGCCAUCAACAACUACCAUUAGUACGACAACACCACGUACGACCACAGUAUGGUGGUCACCACCUUCAACGACAACAACCACCACUACCACAACAACCACCACUACAACUACCACAAGACGCCCUACUACAAAGAAACCAACGAAACCCGUACAUGUUGAGCGACCUGAACAUACCACAAUACCAUCCCCUGCUGUUGUACGGCCAGUUGUGCAAGCAUCUAACUGCGAGGCUGGUCAAUUUUAUGCUGACAGAUCUAACUGUAAUGCAUAUUAUCAAUGCAUUAUUGCAGGAGAAUUGCGUCAACAAUUCUGUCCAGGUGGCCUGCACUGGAAUGAUAUAAGUAAAAACUGUGACUGGCCCGCCAGUGCACAGUGUACGAUUAGAGUUAAGCCAGAACAGACUUCAUCUACAACAACCAGACCAACCAAAACUACUGCAACAACAAAACGUCCAACUAAACGCACCACUACAACGCAAAGGACAUCAACGCGUAGCACUACAACUAAUCGCCCAACUACCACGCCACGAACAACGGCUGUCACCAAACGAACUACUAAAAUACCAAAUAGAACAACUAAAGCACCCAUUACGUCUACCAAGCCCACACGUAAGCCAACGAAAACAACACCGAAACCUGUUGCAAAACCCCCUCACCGACCCAGUGCUAGAUGCAAUGAGGGAGAAUAUUAUACACACAGGAAUUGUGGACAAUAUUAUAUCUGUGUCAAUGGAGCAUUAGUGCCAAACAGUUGUGGUAGCAAUUUGCAUUGGGAUGGAAUUCGACAAAUUUGCGAUUGGCCAGAGAAUGUUAAAUGUGUGACCACUAAGCGCUACUUGCGUAUUGUGCAAACGAAAGCCAAUCCAAAUGAUCCUUGUAAUGGAGAGGAACGUGUAGGAUAUCCUGGCGACUGUACGAAAUUCCUUUUCUGUCUAUGGAAUCGUUUACAAGCGGGUGAUUGUGCGCCUGGUUUACAUUACAACGAAGCAAUAAAUCAAUGCGACUGGCCAAUGUCAGCUAAUUGUGACGAGUCCGGUGGAGGCGAAGUAGAAGAACUCAUACCUGGUGGUAAUGAAAUUACACAGUCCAAACCUCCCUUACAACCCAAACCCGCUCCUUCUACUACCACUACAACAAGCCGUCCAACGACUACUACAGUUUCGUAUCCUACUGAUAAACCUGUAUUAGAACCAUUAAGUGGCUAUUAUAAAAUAGUUUGCUAUUUCACAAAUUGGGCUUGGUACCGUAAAGGAAUGGGACGUUACACUCCCGAUAACAUUAACACUGAUCUCUGUACACACGUGGUAUAUGGUUUUGCCGUGCUUGAUUAUUCGAACUUAGUACUUCGAACGCAUGACUCAUGGGCUGAUAUUGACAAUAAUUUCUACACAAGAGUAAGUGGCUUGAAGAGUAAAGGCAUUAAAGUAAGCUUAGCACUAGGAGGAUGGAAUGACUCGCAAGGCGAUAAGUACAGUCGUUUGGUACGAAAUGCUGCAUCUCGUGCUCGUUUUGUAAAACAUGCUGUAGAAUUCAUAGAAAAGUAUGGUUUUGAAGGUCUCGACCUUGACUGGGAGUAUCCAGUUUGCUGGCAAACUGAAUGCAACAAAGGCAUGCCAGAUGAAAAGGAAGGUUUCACUGCUUUAGUUCGUGAAUUAUCUGAAGAAUUCGUGCCUCGCGGGCUGCUAUUAUCUACUGCUGUUUCGCCGAGCAAAAAAAUAAUUGAUGCUGGAUACGAUGUGCCACAGCUAUCUAAGUACUUCGAUUGGAUAGCUGUCAUGACCUAUGAUUUCCAUGGGCAAUGGGACAAAAAAACUGGACAUGUGGCACCUCUUUACUAUCAUCCUGAGGAUGAUUUGGAUUAUUUUAAUGCUAACUAUUCCCUGAAUUACUGGAUCGAAAAAGGUGCACCAUCUAGAAAAAUAGUAAUGGGUAUGCCUCUUUAUGGACAAUCUUUUACUCUGGAAAAUUCUAAAAAUAAUGGUUUGAAUGCCAAAGCACCUGGACCAGGUCAGGCUGGAGAAUUUACAAGAGCAGCUGGAUUUUUGGCUUACUACGAGAUUUGCGAUCGAAUUAAAAACCAUGGCUGGGAAGUUGUUCAAGAUGAACGUGGACGCAUGGGUCCUUAUGCGUUUAAAGGUACACAAUGGGUUUCAUUUGAUGAUGCAGCGAUGAUACGCAAAAAAUCACAGCUAGUUCGGUCUUUGGACUUAGCUGGCGGUAUGGUAUGGGCCCUAGAUUUGGACGAUUUCCGUAAUCGUUGUGGAGAAGGUGUACACCCAUUGUUAACCCAAAUACAUAAUGUUCUAAAGGAUCCUCCAAAUGGCAACGAAGCAGCUCCUGGUUUAACACCUGUAGAAAUCGAAUCCCUGGAAGAAGAAAAUAAUUCCGAAGAAGUUGUAGCAUCUGAUGUUGAAAUUGAAACAAAUCACGAGCAUGAACAUCACAACCAAGUCGAAAAUGAAAACGUGAGUGCACAAGAACAAGAAAACACAAUUGAUCCUAAUGAGGAUGUCGAGGAUAUUGAAGAUCUUGAAGACACCAGUAUAGAAUCUACAGGCAGUUCAGCAGAAGACACUUCAACAUCUAACGAUUUCAAGGUUGUGUGUUACUUUACAAACUGGGCAUGGUACAGACAAAAUGGUGGAAAAUUCUUACCGGAAAACAUUGACCCGGAACUAUGUACACACAUAGUUUACGGUUUUGCUGUACUUAAUAGAGAAUCAUUAACAAUAAGACCACAUGAUUCAUGGGCUGACUUAGAUAAUAAAUUUUAUGAACGCGUUAUUUCAUAUCGUAAUAAAGGUGUCAAAGUAACAGUUGCCAUUGGUGGAUGGAAUGAUUCAGCUGGUGAUAAAUAUGCGCGUUUAGUACGCAGCGCAGCAGCAAGGGCACGUUUUGUUAAGCAUAUAAUUGAAUUUAUUGAAAAAUAUGGAUUUGAUGGUUUAGAUUUGGAUUGGGAAUACCCAGUCUGCUGGCAAGUAGAUUGUACGAAAGGUUCAGAUGAAGAAAAAAGUGGCUUUACUGAUUUAGUUAGGGAGCUCUCAGAAGCCUUUAAACCGAAAGGUCUAUUACUUUCCUCUGCUGUGUCACCAAAUAAGAAAGUAAUCGAUGCAGGUUACGAUGUACCGAAGCUUUCCAACUACUUUGAUUGGAUAGCUGUAAUGACCUAUGAUUUCCAUGGCCAAUGGGAUAAAAAAACUGGCCAUGUUGCUCCUAUGUAUGAUCACCCUGAUGGUACUGAAUACUUCAAUGCCAACUUCUCUAUUAAUUAUUGGUUACAAAGUGGAGCUGAUCGUAAGAAAAUUAUAAUGGGAAUGCCAAUGUAUGGACAAUCCUUUUCCCUUGCCCAAAGCAAAGAUCAUGAUCUUAAUGCACCUACUUAUGGUGGUGGUGAAGCCGGAGAAGCAACACGUGCUCGUGGUUUCUUAGCAUAUUAUGAAAUAUGUUCUUACAUACGCAAACGAGGCUGGAACGUAGUACGAGAUCCACGAGGCCGAAUGGGUCCCUAUGCAUAUAUGCGUGAUCAAUGGGUAUCAUUUGAUGACGCACCUAUGAUAAGACAUAAGAGCGAAUAUGUUCGCGCUAUGGACUUAGGUGGCGCUAUGAUUUGGGCUCUAGACUUAGAUGACUUUAAAAAUGAUUGUGGCUGCGAAUCUUAUCCAUUAUUAAAAACAAUAAAUCGUGUGCUUCGUAAUUAUCCAGGCCCCCAUCCAAAAUGUAUGCUGGAAACACGAGACAAAACAAUGAUCGCAAAUUUAAUGGCACCUUCUUCAGCUUAUAAACCACAGCCAACAGCUCAAACCAAUACAUCACCCGCACAAAUUAUUAAGCCAGUGGCAUUAGAUGAAGAGCAACCGACAAAACGCAAGGAAUGCAAUGGACGUAACUAUGUACCACAUGAACGUGACUGUAACAAAUAUUACAUUUGUCAAUACAAUGAAUUGAUUGAACAGAAAUGUCCUGAAGGAUUACAUUGGAACGAAAACUACUGCGAUUGGCCACAAAGCACAAAGUGCGCUGUACGCCAGGAAUUAACUACGCAGCGACCAGUUAUUAUUAGACCGAAGCCAACAACCACAACUGCACCACCAACCAAGUCCACUAAAAAGCCUGUACAAACACCUCAAAAGAAACCAACAUCUCGCCCAAAGCCAACACCUUCUCCACCACUUAAUGAUAACGAAGACUAUAAGGUAGUAUGUUAUUUCACAAACUGGGCUUGGUACCGUCCUGGCGAAGGAAAAUAUUUACCUGAAGACAUUGACGAAAACCUUUGCACACAUGUUGUCUACGGAUUUGCGGUCCUUAACAGCAACACGUUAACUAUCAAAACCCAUGAUUCGUGGGCUGAUAUUGAUAACAAAUUUUAUGAACGCGUUGCAGCUUACAAAAAUAAGGGUCUACGGGUUACAGUUGCUAUAGGUGGUUGGAAUGAUUCAUUAGGCAGUAAAUAUGCGCGUCUUGUACUUGAUCCGGAAGCGAGAGCGCGAUUUAUUAAGAGUGUGUUAGAUUUCAUUGAAAAGUAUGGUUUUGAAGGUCUCGAUUUGGAUUGGGAGUAUCCAGUUUGUUGGCAAGUUGAUUGCUCGAAGGGAUCACCAGCUGAAAAAGCAGCCUUCGCUGCGUUAGUUCGUGAGUUGUCUGAAGCUUUUAAGCCACGUGGUUUACUUUUAUCAGCAGCCGUGUCACCAAGCAAAAAAGUUAUCGAUGCUGGAUAUGAUGUAGCAACAUUAGCUAAAUACUUUGAUUGGAUAGCUGUUAUGACAUAUGAUUUCCAUGGCCAUUGGGAUAAACAAACAGGACAUGUAGCACCACUUUAUUACGUUGAAGGCGAUUCAAAUGAAUAUUUCAAUGCAAACUAUAGUAUACAUUAUUGGCUCGACAAAGGCACACCAAAACAAAAACUUAUCAUGGGUAUGCCACUUUAUGGACAAUCAUUUUCAUUAGCCGACACCAAGCAGCGCAGCUUGAAUGAUAAAACAAUAGGUCCAGGUCAAGCUGGUAAAUUUACAAGAGCCGGUGGAUUUUUAGCAUACUAUGAAAUUUGUGAGAAGAUUAGCAGUGGUGGAUGGUCUGUGAUACGUGAUCCUGACGGACGUAUUGGACCAUAUGCAUAUAAUGGAAAUCAAUGGGUUUCGUAUGAUGAUGUUGCGGAUAUACGACGAAAAUCACAAUUCGUACGUAGUUUAGGUUUAGGCGGAGGUAUGGUUUGGGCUUUAGAUUUGGAUGACUUCCGCGGACGCUGCGGCUGUGGCAAGCAUCCAUUAUUGCGUACUCUGAACCAAGAACUGCGCGGCAUACCAGGACAACGAGCACACGAUUGUACAUAAUAUUAGUGCACAAGCGUAAAUGUGAAAAUACUCAAAGUUAACUGCAAUAAAAUAAAAAAUUAUUCUAGUGCCAAUAUAUAUAGCAUAUAAUACAAAAGCAUUUACAUAUUUAUAAUCACUCUGCAAAUCAGUUUUUUGAUUUUAUGUGAUGCAAUAUUGCAAACUCGAUAUCAUUAUGCUUAAUUCCGUAUU